AGGGCUUCUUCUCUCCCCUGUGUCUGCCUGCUAGAUGUUCCUCUGCAGCUGAACAGCUGGCAGGCAGCCCGAGAUGGGGCCCUGCUCAGGAAACCCCCACCUCCGCUGGGCCUCCCGGCUCCUGGGACUCCUCAGCCUCCUCUUCAGCAUUUGCAGCAGUGGGACCAAAAGUGAUGGAGGUCCUGGUCCUGGAGUUCAGGAUCCUGGAGCUCCUGAUCUUCUGCAGGGGAUCCGAGGAGGUUCUGUGCUGUUUCAUAUAUUUGAGAAGCAUGAAGCUGAGCUGGAGGAGGUCUCGUGGGGCUUUGGUCCUGGGUCAGAGUACAGAGUCCUGCUGCGAGUCCGUCCUGGGGAAGCUCCAAUAUGGGUGAGCCUCCAGGACAGGUACCAGCAGAGGGUCCAUGUGCCCAACAUGAUGUCUCUGAAGAUUGAGAACCUGACCCCCGAGGACAGUGGGCUGUACCGGGCUCGAGGCAGCUUCACUGGAGGAGUAGAAUUUACCCGGGUUUUCCACCUCACUGUGUAUGAGCCUGUGCCCAUUCCCCAGAUCCUGGUUAAGUCACCAUCCAUCACUCAUGGCUGGUGCAAUGUCACCAUUGAGUGCAGAACCUCAGGGGACACAGAGGACCUGAAGGUGACCUGGGAGGGCAAGGGCCUCCCCAGGGAGCUGGAGGAGAGAGUGACACUGGGACCAGCCCCCAAUUCCUGGACCUUGGCUGUGCACCUUCCCUGGAGCCAGCCCUACACCAACAUCACCUGUGUGGUCAGCAACGAAGUGGACCAGAAAACUGCCACCUUCGACCUUGGGGAAGUCUGCCACCUCAGGGACGCCCAUGGUUCACUUGGAGAGGCGAUUAUUGUUUCCCUUCGAGGCAUCCUAGGGUCUGUCGUGGUCAUGGUGUUGGUCCUCAGAGGUGGACUGUACCUUUGGAAGGUACACAGGAAGAAGAAGAAGAAGAUGGAGACUGCAAGAGGAGCAGGAUCGCAAGAGGACUACAGGGUCCGUGAUUGUGGCAUCUAGAGUGCAGAACUGAGCCGUCAGGAGUCUCUUGAGGGUCCUACCCAGGACACCACCUUACCUGCAGGUGCUAUGUCUCCUGAGCUCUUCUUGGCAGUUUCUCAGACUCAUUUUAAAGAAUACCAGUUAGGGGUUUUUUAAAUGUCCUCAGUGAAGAUUUGUUUGCUGUUUCUCUCAUGAUUAAACUGGAAUUCUUUUUGAAGAAA
This is a messenger RNA of Phacochoerus africanus (Common warthog), 1221 nucleotides long. RefSeq lists its product as uncharacterized. Lineage: Eukaryota; Metazoa; Chordata; Mammalia; Artiodactyla; Suidae. The transcript has 6 exons. Bases 74 to 1018 code for a protein of 314 amino acids. The record is from RefSeq and is a predicted model, not a curated record.